Pocillopora verrucosa is the source of this 1452-nucleotide messenger RNA. The record is from RefSeq and is a predicted model, not a curated record. Lineage: Eukaryota; Metazoa; Cnidaria; Anthozoa; Scleractinia; Pocilloporidae.
AUGGCGUCAAGACGUGCUUUUCUGGGCUCUCGUAUUUUAGCGCUUAUCUUGGUCUCAAUAUGCCUUGUUAACUGGGAUUUCGACUCAAAUUUAUCCUUUCUUGAGUUAGAUCAAGUGUGUAUGCUUGCUAGAUAUCAUCCUCACAGAUCCUUCAAUUUUUUCGACUUCGACUUCCAUACUUUGGUUGAAGAGAGACGUCUUGGUUCGUCAUUCUACCGCGGCGGAGGUUACUUAUCAUUUAGGAUAAGUCUUUAUCCGAAUUCGGUGUCUACCUUCCAGCUCAAUCGUUUAAUUAUAAGUGGAGAUAUAAGUGAGAAUCCUGGACCAGAUAAAUGUUCUGUAUGUACGAACACUGUCGCCAAAAACCAUCGUGCAAUCUCCUGUGAUUCGUGUGCUGGAUGGUGUCAUAUUAAGUGCGGAAAAUUUAAACCAAAUGACUACAAGAAACUACAGUUGGCUGAUGACUUUACCUGGUUUUGCCCUGCCUGCCUAUCUCAACCAUCAUUAACAUCUUCUCACUCUUCGCUACUAUUAAAUACUACAUUUCAACAUGGCCGAUGUAAGCACUCGCUUGAUUGUAUGGUAAUUAAUGCACGUUCGCUUCGAAACAAGCUUCUUGACUUUCAGGGGGUUGUUUAUACCAGAAAAAUCGAUAUUGUCAUUGUAUCGGAGACCUGGCUUGACAACACUGUACCUGAUUAUGAAAUUUUGCCGAAUGGAUAUACAAUCUUUAGGAAAGAUCGAAUUGGUCGCAGAGGCGGUGGUGUGUUGUUGGCAUUCAAAUCUCAGAUCAUGGCCUGGAGAAGAUAUGACUUAGAGGCUAACUGCGAAUUAGUAUGUUGUGAAUUCCUUUCGUCGCUUGGUCAAAAGAUCUUAUUUGGUGUUUACUAUCGCCCACCGAACACUGGUGCUGAGUAUUUUCAGUGUCUACGUGACUCACUUGCUACCAUCGAUGACAAAUUUGACAAAAUUUUUCUUGCCGGUGAUUUUAACCUCCCUGGUUUUGACUGGAUUAACCAGGUUCCACUCUCCUCUGAGCCUUUAUACUUAGAUGCUUACGAACUUUUGAACGAUUCAUUUCUUACUCAAGUAAAUUUUCACCCCACUCGUAAUAACAGCAUUUUGGAUUUGGUGCUUACUACUGUUCCAGAUCUCAUAUCUGAUAUAUAUUCUUUUCAAGAUAUUGUGGACUCUGAUCAUAACUGUGUAUCUUUCAAGGUUCAUUUUGCUCCUACCACUUCAAGGCCUGUGUCCAAAGAAGUCUUUAAUUACAAAAAGGUCAACUUCAAAGAGCUCAGGGAAACACUCUCAUUUGUCCCUUGGCAUGUUGCCAUGUUGGAUGAUAAUUUGGAUAAUACUGUUUCAAACUGGGAAGAUUUAUUCCGAUACUAUCUAAAGUCCUUGAGAGACAUGUCCACACAAGAUUGUAUCAUCAUGUCUCGGAUUUUUUAA